Ornithorhynchus anatinus (platypus) is the source of this 4947-nucleotide messenger RNA. RefSeq lists its product as uncharacterized. NCBI's taxonomy places the organism in Eukaryota, Metazoa, Chordata, Mammalia, Monotremata, Ornithorhynchidae. The record is from RefSeq and is a predicted model, not a curated record. The transcript is spliced from 6 exons. Bases 257 to 1777 code for a protein of 506 amino acids.
UAGAGGAGGAGGAGGAAGAGGAAAUGGCCGAAGGGUCUAAGAGCCCCUGGGGUCAGCUGCUAGGCAGGCCCCGCCGAACCAGUGAUGUCACAGUGGAGGCCGGCGAGGUCACAGUGCCAAGCCCACGGCAAAGAAAGACUGCCUGAGCCCCCCCCCCAGCCCAGACCUUAGGAGAAGCGAGGAGGAGACAGGUCUCGGAUACACUCGGGUCCCCGAAUUGGUCGGUUUUCGCUCCGCGUUGGGCCGAAAGCCGGACAUGGGGUCAAGGACCGGGGGGAAAACCCUGACCUGUACACUGAAGACCCACAGCGUGAACUCCGUUCUGUCGGAGAGGGCUCUCAAGCCCGAAAACCUCUACUUCAAGAGCCCAGUGUCGUCAGAAGAUUCCCUCCCCGGCUUCCGCUAUAUCUGGCACAAACAGGGAAUGGAAGGGGAGGUGAUGCACAUCAAGACCCGAGUCAGCAACAUGAUCAGCCGCUUUCAAGAAGAGACAGGCUUCGAUCUGAGCAUCCCAGAGACCCCCGAGGGGAAGACCAAACUGAAGCUGUGCAAGACGCACUUCCUGGAGAAGCUCAACUUCUUCACCACCUCAGCCCGGAAGAAGGAAAGACUGUUGGAAGACAUCUUCACCUGGAUAAACAGUUGGGGGUUCGUCUUUUCGGAAGAGCUGCCCAGAAAGGACAGGCACGUGCAGAAGGACGAGUGGGCAGAUAUCAUAGCGCAGAUGCUCCCGCUGGUGUUGAUAACCAAGGACGGAGGAGUCCGCUCCCUGGUGACCCUCUGCUCCCACCUCAUUGGAGAGAAGAAAUGCAGCCAGAAGAGGGCAAGAACCAAAGGCAUGCUGUGGAAACAGUGGCGGGAGAGGGGCCCGGCGAUGAAGCCCCCUACCACCAGAGAGAUGCUGCACGACCCCACCGCCGUUGCCUCGAGCGUGCAGGAGAUCCGGGCCAUGCUGACCGAGCUGCUGGGCUCCUCCUGGUUUAACAAGUCUGAAAUGGACAUCAUCAGGCACAUGAAUGAGAUGGUGGAGAACCUGGGGGAGGCGCUGGCCAUCCAGAAGCAGGAGAACAAGACCCUCAAGUGCCAGCGUGACUACCUGCACGCCCAACUGGAAGGUUUAACCCGGCAAGGGGCGCCCAAGGUGACCGAAGUGAGCAAGCUGAUCCCCCGCUUGCCCAGGAGGGUCUUCCCCGUGCCGCUGGCCCGGAGAUCCACCGGGGAGGCCCGCCCCCUCCACGCAGGCGUGGUCAACAUCGAACUGGCCCCCGAUGCGGUGGGGGCGUGGAAGAAGCCCAGAGCGGGCGCCCGGCCUGUCGGCGAGGUGCCGCUCCCCGGACUGGGACCCGCUGACCUGGAGCCGGGCCCCAAGGGGCAGCCCGGGGCCAGAAAGCAGCCCAAGAAGCUGGGGGCCGGCUUCAGGCUGCUCGGCCUGCAUUCCAGACGGAGGGUGCCCCUCGAGGGGGAAGAGGGGACCCUGCGGGGGGAGGUGCCGGAGGCCCAACUGCAGGAGGCGAACCCGCGGGAAUACAAGGCAAGGCUGGACGAGAGGCAGCCGGAAGCACUGGAGGAAAGCAACCUCGGCCCGACUGAGGUCUUGGCUUCCACUUCCUCGGUCACCUCUGGGAGGCGCGGCCGGCAGAGGGGGCCCUCCGACGGGCCCCGGAUCACCAUCCGGAACAGCCACUUCAUUCCCUCCGUCAUUAGGGGGUCCAUCUUGGAAGACGACCCCCCAAAUUCCCCGGAAAGCCCUCCUCCCGACCAGUCCGAUACCGGAUGACUCUUCUCCCAGCCCGACGGCGGCAGCAAGGCCGGCGCCCGGCUUUCGGCCCAAACCACCGGCCCCGUCUCCACCGUCCCGCCCCGGGCCCGGUCCCGCUCCUCCCGGCCACCGGCCGGUGGGGAGGCCGCUGCCGAGCGGCAGGCCGUGGACUGUCUGCGGCCAUCCGGUACCCAGUCCUGUGUGACCCCGUCCGCGGUCUGUUGGAAUCGGUGACCCGGUGGGAGGACUAGUUCCCCCAGUGACCAGUUGGCCCGAGAGCCCUAGGUGGGCUCCUGUCUAGCUCCAAGGAGGAAGCCUCAGCCCAGAGACCCUCGCUGCCCCUGGCAGGUCCUGUGGGAAAAAAAGCACAGGGGAUCUCAGCCUCCCCGAGGACCAACCUACGCCGCGAGACCCUGUCCACUUCCCGGAGCAAAAGAGGAAGGGACCAAGCCGUCUAGUGUGGCCAACCGGUACCCGGGCCUCCACCUCGCUCACAGCCGGCUCCUCGGGGCAGGCAGGGCAGUGGCUCCGGUCCAGUCGCCCUGGCCGCCGUUGCCCACGUCGCAGCCUCAGCGGCCCACUGGCAGGGAGUUGGGCCCGCUGGGCUGUUCCCGCUCCUUACCCGAGGAACCGAGGGGAAGCUCCUUGGCCGAUAAACCAGGCCUGUGGGACCUGGGCUAGAGAAUCGCGCCUCCGGCAGGCCUCUCUUUAUAAAGGCUGAACCGGGUGAGGGAAUGGGGAAGGGAACCGAACCCAAAUCCUAAACCAGAAGCUGGGUCUGAGCUUUCACCGGUCAAAUCUAGGUGGGGCUUGCCUUCGACCCCGCGGAAGUUGGCUUGAGGCCGAGGAAGGCCAAACGGAAGGAAGCCCAACGGUGUGAACUGCCUGGGUCAAAGGACUCAAAACGGUUGCCUCCGGCAGGCCUGCUGGGCACAGGGGGGCUGCUGGGCCACCCCCAGCCACCAUCUGGACCAGCAGUCUCCUACUCAUCCUGAUAAAGGAGCCCCUCUUAGAGGUUGACUCCCUCACCCCCUGCCGAACUCCUCAGAGAACCCUCCUGAAGCCUACCCGCCCCCAAACGGAUGACUUUCCUCCCAGUCCGACAGCAGCAGCAGCAAGCCCGGCCCCUGCUUUCAGCCCAAACCACCAGCCUGAUCACCCGUCCUGUCGCCGGCCUGAAAAUUCAAAGUUUUUAUCUGCUUCUCCUGGGGAAAAUGGCUUUCUCGUUUCGGUCGGCCACGGAACGCCCCCUGAAGACGCAUGAUCCCAAGAGCCGAGAAAACGCGGCUUUUUAAAUGGGGGUCCUGGUUGGGCUGACAGUGCCUUGGGCUCUCGGGCCCCUUCCUUCCUCUGUACCCAAGCCCAUCAGCUGGCCCCUAAGUGCCCCAAAGCCACUCCAGAAGCGGGCACCUCCACCCCCAUUUCCUAGAGGCAGCACCAAGAGGCCACUGCCCACUACGACCGGGCACGCGCCAGGCCGGGGGCCUCCGCGCCACGACUCCAGAGUUCCACCCCUCCGGGCUUCUCCGGACCAUGCCGGCCCCCGAGACCUCAGCAUCGGUUUGGGUGGCGGAAGACCAGCAGAUCGCUUCUGUUCUGCCACGGAUUCUCUCCAGGUUGGGGAGCCACUAGGAGCCCCAGGUUGCUCUCUGCUCUACGUUCCGGCCAGGGGUCGGCGGCCGACCCCCGACGUCGCAUCCGACUUCUCGCACGGCUGCGCUCAUCAGCAGUACCUGUAAACCGGACUAACAUCAGACGGCAAGACCCCAGCAUGCUCCCAAAACACAGACAGCUAGGCCGCACUGAAGCAAUGCAGAAAACCUUACGGCUCGGGACAGGUGAGAGGGACGACAGCAGACAGCCACAGCAGGGAGGCAGCAUGCAGGUGCUAAAUCAUGCUAGGAUUCCACACAUCUUAAAUUUCUAUUCUGCUCUCCCCGUCCUCCUCGAUCUGCAACCAGCAACCCCGGUACCAAAUCUUCAACUUCCGAGAUUCGGUACACAGUUCUGCUCACGCUACAGUGCCGUCCAAACUGGAUCCAGGCAAAAGGAAGGCGGUGAGAAAGCCAACGCCCAUUUUGAUGCGUCCUCCCACCGGGCCGACCCAGAAGGGCGUCCCUGCCUCCAGCCUCUCCCCAGCCUCCUAUCUACAUUACGGGCCGCACAUAUAUCGUCAUCUCAAAGCAUCACUCAGCCCACAUCUCCCUUCAAGACUCCACUGGCUUCCCGGGCCUCUCCGCCUCAAACUCUUCACCGCGGCCUGAAGACCCUCCACGGUUUGGCCCCCAUUUAGAGCGUGAGCCCCAGGGACCCCGGAAGGAAGUGUAGAAGCUGUUCCAAGAAGCUAUGCCAAGGAACUGCCUACCCACUGCCAACCUCUGAUGGCAGUACUACUGCGCCGCCGCUCCAGCGGAGACCGGGAACUGCUUCCUGCCGGCUGGUAGUAACGAGACAAAAACAGAUUCGGAGGAGACCGAAACCUCCCGCUCAGCUGACCUGAAUUGAGAAGAGAAAUUAGGUCCCGAGGGAAGAGAACCCUCACAUCUCAAAUUGCUAUUUCCCUAGGACCUGCCCGGAAUAGCUUGUUUUACUUUGGAAAAGUACAGGCUUGCUUUCCCUUUGUUCAGUUUCCCCUUUCAUUAUCUCCAGAUUUGUCAUCGGGAGCGAAUCCCCAGAUCCCCAGCACUCCGUGGUUCCUUCCAUAUUCUGUAAACCUCGGCUAAAAAUACUCGGUGGGGCGGCCGCGGGCCUUCCUCUGCGCCCCGGCCCACCCGACAGGGUCGGGGUGGCUUCUAAACCUCGGAAAAAUUCACAGCAGUAAGAUGGGACCACUUAUCCCCCCCCCCCCCCCCCGCCACUAUGAUGCGUUAUCACUGUCCAUUUUUAUCAGCCGCAUCUCGCCGAAGCGAUUCAGCGGAUCUUCUAGCGAGAAAAGAAAACGGUCGCGUUGGGGAACUUUUUAAUGGGAGGUCUGAACGCUUUCCGGAUCUUCGUUUGCCAGUCUCCUUCCCGGCCAGUGUCCACCAGCUCCCGUACGCCCACUUCACGGAAUGGAUUUUUGAGCAGCUGUUUUAGCCGGGACCGUUUUCUGAAACGACGUCACAAGCUGUACAAAAAAAAUAAUCACCAUACCUUCAUUCGCGCAUCUCCCCAAGCUCUGUAAAUCUACAUAUAAACCUGAAAAGCUA